Messenger RNA from Schistosoma turkestanicum, 628 nucleotides. The record is from the annotation of a GenBank genome assembly. NCBI's taxonomy places the organism in Eukaryota, Metazoa, Platyhelminthes, Trematoda, Strigeidida, Schistosomatidae.
GAUUAUUGUUGUAUCCUUUUGGUGAAACCCAUACGUAAUUUACAUGGUCGUUCUUUGGAGCCUUACCGAAUUCAUGGUGGAAAAUCUGUGUCAAUCUUACGCGGACCGGACCAAACUCGUAUGGAGGAAAAUGAAUAUUAUGCGAUCGGAACAUCCGGUAGAACAGGAAAAGGUUACGUUAUCGAUGGGGAUGAAGUUAUGUAUUUUAUGAAGAACUUUGAUGUUGGAUAUGUUCCUCUUAGGUUAGCCAGAUCGAAACAACUGUUAAAUGUAAUUGAUCGUAAUUUCAGUACACUUGCAUUUUGCCGUCGUUGGUUAGAUCGUCUAGGUGAGACAAAAUAUCUGAUGGCCCUCAAAAAUCUAUGUGACGUGGGAAUAGUAGAUCCAUAUCCCACAAUGUGCGAUCAACGUGGUUGCUAUACUGCUCAAUGGGAGCAUACCGUUCUACUAAGACCAACAUGUAAAGAAGUUGUAUCUCGUGGGGAGGAUUACUGAGUAGCUUCGGAGUUUCCAAUUCAGGGUUCACUAUAGACGUUAUAAAUUUUGUUAUUUCACUGAGAUUUAUUUUCAUUCGAACGUGUAUCCAGGUUAAUGUUUGAUACAGCAUUUGACUAUGUCUAUCAUCAUU